This is a messenger RNA of Exaiptasia diaphana, 1794 nucleotides long. Its product is annotated as solute carrier family 22 member 5. The transcript has 10 exons. Gene Ontology annotation, molecular function: transmembrane transporter activity. The record is from RefSeq and is a predicted model, not a curated record. The coding region runs from base 107 to 1741 and encodes 544 amino acids. Lineage: Eukaryota; Metazoa; Cnidaria; Anthozoa; Actiniaria; Aiptasiidae. Gene Ontology annotation, biological process: transmembrane transport. Gene Ontology annotation, cellular component: membrane.
CUAGUUACUACAUCUCAGUCUUUAGUGAAACCCUCUUCUUUUCGAUCAACCUUGCUAAGGGAGUUUCAACUUACAGUAAACAGGUAUCAGAUCAAAGAGCAGUACCAUGAGCAAUGAUCCRGCUGUUAAAGACGACGAAGAUAGUGGCUUGGCGAUUACUAAUGUCAUCUUCAAUAAAAUCGGAAACUUUGGUGUUUACCAAAAACUGUUAUUUGCUUUCAUUAUCUACACAUUCCUCAGUUGGUCAUGCCUCGCAGAUGCCAGUAUUUUUCUGCUGUCAGCAGAGCCGGCUUGGGAAUGUGUAAAGAACAGCACAAUGUGCAAUGUAACUGGAGCGAUAUUUCCUGGUCAACCGAGCUACGACUUCAGGUGCGGAAUACCUCGUAAAGAGUGGAAGUUUGUGGAUGAAUACACUUCGCUUAUCACACAGUUCGAUCUUGUGUGCGAUAAAGCAGCUUAUGGUCCAAACCUAGUGRUAAUCGAUUCAUUUGGUGGAGUUGUUGGCGCCUUCACUGCAGGAUUGAUAUCAGAUAAGCUGGGAAGAAAAAAGGCCUUAUUUUUAUGUGGACUCAUAGGAGUAACAACAUUGUUUCUUCUGAGAUUUUCGCCGGUGUAUGAAAUGGCUGCAGUUCUGCUCUUCUUCCAAUCACUUGGGAUAUUUGGAAUUCUUGCAUGUGGACUAACUAUUCUCUUGGAAAGUGUUGGCAUCAAGGAGCGUCCUCUCGUAGGAAACGGUGUUUGGGUUUCGUUUGGAUUUGGUUUCAUGAUUUUUUCAGGUGUUGGAUAUCUUAUACGUGACUGGAAAAACUUCAUGAUGACUCUGUCUUUUGUCGGAAUGCCUGGCUUACUGCUGUACUGGUUUGUACCAGAAUCUCUUCGAUGGCUCGUUGUCAAGGGAAGAUURCAAGAAGCUCGUCAGACAUUACAACGUAUCGGCAAGAUUAACGGUAGAUACAUUGAAACUGACWUWAUUCUACCKGAAUACAAAGCAGAAAAAAAGUCUCUUGGAGACGUUAGACUUCUGUUCAGUAAAGGAUAUGUUUCUUAUACGCUGGUUCUUUGGUACAACAACUUUGCGAAUUCCAUGAUUUAUAACAGUCUACAUUUAAUCGCACCAAAUCUCGGAGGGAGUCUAUACUUCAGCUGGUUUUUGGCAGGAAUUGGCGAGAUUGUUGGGACUUUGGUGGCUAUAUUUGUUCAUACAAGCKCUUCUAAUUUACGUUAUGCGUGUUCAAUGUGGGAUGGCAAGAGUGCAUUGUACAGUGAUUCGCGCAUGAUCAGAUUUCUUGUUGGUAAAAUUWUCUUUACGAUGUUACUGGCGAAGUGUUUUAUUACGACAGCUUACAGUGGAGUGGGAUUGAUCGUUGGUGAGAUAUAUCCAACAACUGUCAGAAAUGUUGCCCAAGGAGCAUCGAUGACUAUUGGAUGCAUUGGCUUUGCCAUCAGUGGCUAUGUUACCUUUCUGGUUCGUGUCCAUUAUAUUUUACCAUAUGCAAUCAUGGCAGUAAACGCGCUUGUUGCAGCGUCGCUGUGUCUAAUCUUCCUKAAGGAGACAAAGCACAUACCCAUACCUGAUGUGUUUGCUAAGGACAAGAGCUGCUACGAUAAYAAGGCAUUCACGAUUUCGGGUAACGAAGGUGUGGGUAACAUGGUCUGCACCACGUCGGACGAAACAUCAGCUAGUAAGAAGUCACGUGAUCAGACAAAGAGUGAGCAGUGKCGACAGAUGACGUACUUGUAAUGUCAAAAAAGUUGAUUUUUUGUUUUUUUAACAUUUUCUUAUUAAAUUUUAAA